Megalobrama amblycephala (Wuchang bream) is the source of this 2457-nucleotide messenger RNA. RefSeq names its product 5-hydroxytryptamine (serotonin) receptor 3B (gene htr3b). Lineage: Eukaryota; Metazoa; Chordata; Actinopteri; Cypriniformes; Xenocyprididae. Gene Ontology annotation, biological process: signal transduction; regulation of membrane potential; nervous system process. Gene Ontology annotation, molecular function: transmembrane signaling receptor activity; neurotransmitter receptor activity; extracellular ligand-gated monoatomic ion channel activity. The record is from RefSeq and is a predicted model, not a curated record. Gene Ontology annotation, cellular component: synapse; postsynaptic membrane; neuron projection. The transcript has 9 exons. Bases 1044 to 2417 code for a protein of 457 amino acids.
UUUUGUUGCCCAAAAAUAUAGUCUAACAAUUUACUAAUGGAUUUUCCUCAGAAAGUGAGACGCUUUCAGUCAUUUUGUUUAAUUUCGUUAAUGAAACCGUAGCCCAGUAAAUAGGUAAACAUUUUUUGGCGGAAAAUAUUGUUACUUUAGUUAGUGUAAGUAAGUAAGUCUUCCAUGUUUUUUAAACCUACAUAAUUUCUGAUAUUUUCAAUAAGUAUAGCUAUGCGUAUGGUGAUAUGUUACUCAAAAUGUCUUACAAUAUCAAAAUGACUUGUAUAGCUACGGUGAUAAAUUUUCAACACACAUCCUAAUUGCUGUUGUCCCUAACUACUCUGAAAAAAAAAAAAAAAAAAAAAAAAAUUAGGACCAAUAACUAAUAAUAAAAAGCAAGAAAAAUGCUCUUUAAAGUAGAAAUCUAGUCUAGCUUGCUGCUGUUUGACAGAAUAGUCUAUAUGUGGCACUAAUUUAGUGAUGACUUUUAGAACACCUGUUGAAAACAUAAGAAAAACUUGCUUACAAUUUGCAUCAUGCUAUUUGCUACACUAUAUCACACGAUUUAUUGUGUAUUUGAUUACUGUUAAAGACUACAUGAUAAAGAAUGUCAUUACCAAAGUACAUAAAACAUUAUGAUUUUGUCAUUAAGAAACAUUAAGAAUUACAAUAUCAUGAAAUUAUUUUUAGAUGAUUUUAACGAUAAUUGAUGAUUAUAAUUAUGAUUAUGUAUGUUGUAUGACCCAUUAUGCUCUAGUAUAGUAGAGGGUCCAUGAAUUGAGCAGUCAGAGUACACAUCCUAUUCACUAAACCCAGAUCUUCUUACCGUCAUAAUGGAAAAUCAAUUUGCUAGAGUGGUGAGCAAGUUGCUGCUGUGCAUUUGUUGCAGUCAUGUGUACAGCGACCAUUCUGAUGCUCCAUGGCAUUCUGCUGGAAUAAAAGGCACUUUGAAAUAGGGUAAAAUUUUAAAAGCUGGGACAAAAGCUGUGGAAAGUGAUUUGAAUAAGUUUGCAUUUUCCUUCCUCUGAAGAUCCUGGAAUUGAAUUGCCAGGAUGAGUCCUGUCCUCUUGCUAUCUUUGUUACUGACAGUUAUUCCACAGGCUGAGGUUGUCCCAGAGAAACCAAAAAGAUCUGCUCUCAACCAACUCACCAGGUUACUUCUUCGCAAAUACAACUGUGGAGUUCGGCCUGUCCAGAACUGGACCAAACCAACUACCAUUUACAUUGACCUUAUAAUCCAAUCUGUACUGGAUGUGGAUGGACAGACUCAGAAAGUUACCACCAGCAUUUGGUAUCGCCAAAUAUGGAACGAUGAGUUUCUUGUUUGGGAUCCUGAAGAGUUUGAUGGAAUCACUGAAAUAUCGCUGUCCUCGGAUGCCAUCUGGGUGCCUGAUGUCAUUAUAAGUGAAUUCGUCGAUGUUGGCAAAUCCCCAGUCAUCCCAUAUGUUUAUGUCAACUGCUCAGGAACAGUAAAAAACUACAAACCCAUCCAGGUGGUCUCAGCCUGUCACCUGGAGAUUUAUGCCUUUCCCUUUGACAAGCAGAACUGCACUCUGACCUUUCGCAGCUGGCUCCACUCAGUGAGUGAAGUGGAUUUAGCUCUGUGGAGGCCUGCUGAGGAAAUCGCCAAUGACACAAGAGAGUUCAUGAAUGAUGGGGAAUGGGAGCUGCUGUCUGUCCCUUCUCGCUACUGGACAUUGAAUCUAGAGGGAAGAGACUACGCGCAGAUUCAGUUUAAUGUGCUGAUCCGCAGGCGCCCCCUGCUGUACGUGGUAAGUCUGCUCAUCCCGAGCAUCUUCUUCAUGGUGGUGGAUGUCACCAGUUUCUAUCUGCCUCCAAACAGUGGAACUCGCAUCACUUUCAAGACCAGCAUUCUCCUGGGCUUCACUGUAAUCAGAGUCAAUCUGAUGGAUGAAAUCCCUGCCACAGCCAUUAAAACACCCCUCAUUGGGGUCUUCUUUGCUGUUUGCAUGGCGCUGCUGGUGCUUAGUUUGUCAUUGUCCAUUUUUGUAGUGAAGCUUUUGCAUUACAGUGAGAACGAAGUCAAGGAGAUGUCCAUGUCUGCUUGCUUGCUAGACAAAUAUGGCUCAAUGGACCAGAGCUUUAUCGAGAGCGCUUUCACUUCGAUGAAGACACUGGAUGAUAUGGACCAGUCUGGGGGCUACGAGUCUGAUCUGUCUCCAGAGCCAGACCUAUUCUCCCUGACAGAUGUCUCAAACAGUAACUCUCCACUGGAGAAAAUCCUGCAGGAGGUGGUGUCUCUCAGACUGUACCUUCAGGAGGAGGACAGUGAGGGCAGUUCACAGUCCUACUGGGUGGAACUGUGCCUGAAAGUGGACAGGCUUCUCUUCUGCAUGUACCUGGUACUUAUGUUCAUCUAUGUUAUGACUCUACUGCUGCUCUGGGGUACCUGGAGCUCUGCCUGAAAGUCUGAACGAGGUGGUAGGGCGGGAAAAAAAAAGAGAA